Molecule: messenger RNA, 2994 nt
Organism: Trametes versicolor FP-101664 SS1
Lineage: Eukaryota; Fungi; Basidiomycota; Agaricomycetes; Polyporales; Polyporaceae
Exons: 3
Coding region: 1-2994 (997 amino acids)
Source: RefSeq, a predicted model, not a curated record
AUGCCUCCCCGCAGCAAGUCUACCCGCCAGCCCAAAGCUCGCUCUGCCUCGAGCGUCACGACGACGACAGCCGCCCCGGCUGAGGCUAGCAACGCGUUGAGCACCGAACCCGCCGAAGUAGGCGAUGCUGCGAGCCCUCCGCAGACGCCGAUCUCCUCAGGCCGUACGUAUGCGCAAGCAGUACGGUCGGCCCCGCCGAGCCCACGCCGUGAGAGCGCCUCGACCCGCUCUGCGCCCGCUACAACCUCCGCCGCGCCGGCACCUACGGUGACGGAGCCCAACGGCGGAGUCGGACAGGACAGCCUGGGUGAAACGUCCAUUAUGGUGUCGACGAGCCCAAACCAGUCGACCGCCUACGUGGUCCACACCCCCGCGACGGCUCCCGAGCUCGACGCCGCUCCGACCGCUCCGAAGACACGGCCGGAUGCCGUACGUCUGUCUGAAGGCCCUCCUAGCAUGUCUGGCCUCCCGUCGGGCCAUCCCGAGGGUGCCUCAGCUUUCACCGUGUACAACGAUCAGGGCAUCUUCCCGCGGGCAUCCCCGUUCCCGCCCAACACCGCCUUCCAAACCUACUCCCCCUCGCCGUUCCCCGUUGCAUCGCAGUCUCAUGAGACGACGGUGUACGCCGCGGGCAACGCGGCCACGCCUGGUGGUCCUUGGACGCUGGUCGCUGGUAGAGCUCCGAGCCGCUCCAGACCAACGUCCCUCGCCGCUGUCCGGCCCCAAGCCCCCAGCAAUGUCGAACCAUCGGCGCUCCCUGUGGACAAAGGCAAGGCGAGAGGCCCCCCUGGGGCGCCGAGUCCUCCUCGCCAGACAAGACCGCCGCCACCCAACGUGGAUGGUACGAACAUGCCGGUCAACUGGAGAGAGGUACCGCAGGAUUUCUACCACCUUGGCACAGGCGCACGCAACGACGGAGACCUCUUCACCGCCCAGACCGCGGCCGCGACUACGACGCGCAUCCAUCCCCGCCCCUCGUCGGAGGAUGAUGGGAGAAGGACGGAUCUCGGUCAUCGCGACGUUAAAAGAGUCCGCCGCCACCCGCCGGCGCAGGACGACUCGUUCGUACCCAUGUCGAAGGACUUGGAACGAAUGAACGCACAUGUGGCGGACACCGAUAUGUGGUCGACACCGCAGGGCGGGAGAACCAUGAUGUCGAAUUCCUACCCGAGUCUCUCGGACGAUCCAAUCGCACGAGCAUACGAGGAAGGCCUCCGUGCAGGACAGGCACGUAGCUCGCUCCCGCCCCAUCUCGUACCGAUUCCGACAUCGCCCUGCGAGACGACCUCGGGUAUCAACACUAGCGCGGACGAAGUCCAGCCCGCGCCCGCAUUACCACGCGAAGACGGGAGCAUCCGGGAACGACAAGAGCACCGUGAGAUUGGCGGGACCGCCUCCUUCCCCGCCGUUCGACCCCACCAGAGGCUGGCUCAAGUACAAGAGCUCUACCCUACCGCGCUGCAAGACAUCACGAAUAUGCCCGCGCCCUCCUCGAGCCACGUAAGGGGUCCCACGUCGGCCGCCAAGCCGUACUACUCGGCACGCCCGAGUGAUAUCCAGGCCCGCUAUCCGACGACGUCUGCCUGGCAACAGCAAGAGCGCGCUGCUCUACCGGACCACGACCCCUGGCGCCCGACGACUUCGAGCGCCACGUCGAGCUCUCAACGUUCGCUCGCGCUCGCGCGCCGCCCUCCGACUCCGCACCCCGCACGCGCCGGAGGUAGUCAUAUGCUGCACGACUACGAAGAGCUUCCGUGGCUGCUGAGCCCUACUCGUCGCGGCCUCCUGUCCCAAGUCCCGAACAUCCGAGCUCCUGCCUCGGACUACCUGGGCGCGUCAGGCGCCGCGCUCAACACCGGACGCACCUACACGGCCCGCCUGGCUACCCUUGAGCCGUACGCGCCGCAGCGGCUGGCUUUCACACCGACGCCGGCGCAGGGAUGGGACAUCAUCCAUCGAAACGACCCGGAGGAGCUGCUCGCCGGCGUAGACCCGGAGAAACUUGCGGGCCUUCUCGAGGAGGACCCCAAUUGUACCGUUAUGGUACGCCUCUACAAGACACGGUACCCCACUCCAAAUCAAAUUCGUGAGGCGACCGAGAACCUGACCACCCUCACCCGAGAAGUCACCCACGAAACCGGCUUCAAGAUCAUCCCGCCGGAUCCGUCUGCAUACGCGGAGGGCGCCCAGCGCGGCGAACCGCCAGUCUGGGCAAUCGUACGACUCUCGCGAGCGAGUGCGCGCCGCUUCAUUGAAGGACAAGUCUACUCCUCCCAACUACUAUCAGCCUUCACCUUCGCGCGCGACUCUGCGCCGGGGAGGUUCCUCUUCUCCCUGGGUGGUUUCACGCAUGACGACGACGGCGACAUCAUCAGAACCGUCUGGGAAACCUUCAAUGGACCUCAGAUUCUUCCAUCCAUCAUCCGGCUCGCUCGUGGCAACCCAGCCCUCAGCAACCUGUCCCCCGAAGAGGCCGCGAGUGUUAUCCUCGCGUCUCUCGAAGUUCAAGUGUCCACGCUCGAUAACGGCAACCUGAUAGCGGCCGUCUUCUGCGACUCGCCGACGGCAUCUAUCCCGCUCUGGCGCCAAUGGCGUGAUAGCAUGCUCGGCGUCCGGUUCCGCAGCCUGUUCAACUCAACGGCAACGGUUCGCCGCGCGGUGCGAUGCGGAGGAUGUCACAGUGCAUCGCACCUGACGCACCUCUGCCCUUUCCCCGCGGUCCCGGGAUGGAACACAUCCCCGCCGUCCGACCGCGACCAACCGCCGACUCAACGCCCCGCCCCAGGACGGAGCACCGCCCAGGGCGACCCGAACGCGCCUGCACGCUUCAACCGCGCCCCCCGCGGGCGCGGGGGUAACGCCAACCGCGGGGCCCCACGCCGCCGGCAGACUGAACGCCGAGGUGGCCGUGAGGACUUUGACCACAACGGGUAUGACGUGAAGGACGGUUUCGGCGGUGGGAACCAGGGUUUCGACCAUCAUGAUUACAUGUAG